Molecule: messenger RNA, 1866 nt
Organism: Zingiber officinale
Lineage: Eukaryota; Viridiplantae; Streptophyta; Magnoliopsida; Zingiberales; Zingiberaceae
Product: probable WRKY transcription factor 4
Exons: 5
Coding region: 87-1490 (467 amino acids)
Biological process (GO): regulation of DNA-templated transcription
Molecular function (GO): sequence-specific DNA binding; DNA-binding transcription factor activity
Source: RefSeq, a predicted model, not a curated record
CAAAUAAAAACAAAGAAGAAGGAGAAAUAAUAAUCCCUAAUUACAUGUAAGUCAACACACUGAUCUUGUUCCCUCCUCCUCAUCCGAUGGUGGAGGACGGCGCCGGACGAGGAGGCGCAGGCGAAGGGUCGGCAGCGGCCCAAGUGGGAACCAAGCCGCCGCGCCCCUCCAUCACGCUCCCCGCCCGGUCUUCCCUGGAGAACCUCUUCCGCAGCGGCGCCGGGAGCGGCAGCGGCGCCGGCCCCUCAGAGGCCAGCCCCGGCCCGUUGACUCUCGUGUCCAGUUUCUUCGCCGAGGACCCCGAGUCGGAGAGCCACUCCUUCACUCAGCUCCUGGUCAGAGCCAUGAAUUCUCCCGCGGAUGGAACGACGAAGGAGGAGGACAGGGGGGAUUUGGAUGGAGGCGGAGUCGUGCGGCUAGGGCAGGAACCUCCUGAGAGCCUGUCGGUGGGCCAGCAUCAGGUGCUUUCGAUUCCCCCAGGACUAAGGCCUGCGAGCUUGUUUGAUUCUCCGGGCUUCUUUUCUUCCCGCCAGGCCUCCAAUUCUCAAUCAAAGAUGUUGCAACAGACAGAAUAUCUGCCCACAUCAAUGACGACUUCAUCGGCUCAGGAACAAGGCCAGGAGUUUGUUACUCUAAAGUCACAUAAUAUCGCCAUUCAAUCUGCUGAAGGCUCUCAUUCUGAUCAAUGGUCCCGGCCUAAUUCUAUCACAGUUGAUAAGCCUGUUGAAGAUGGCUACAAUUGGCGAAAAUAUGGCCAGAAGAUGGUAAGAGGCAGUGAAUAUCCUAGAAGUUACUAUAAAUGCAGCCAUUUGAAUUGUCCAGUCAAGAAAAAAAUAGAGCAUUCUGUGGAUGGUCAAGUUACUGAGAUUGUUUAUAAAGGACAGCAUAAUCAUCAGCGCCCAGCACCAAAUAAGCGUUCCGGCAGUGGUGGGAGUUUCUCCACUGGAUCAAAUCAAAUCACUGAUAGUCUUAACAAUCCUGCUACACCUGAAUUAAGUUUUCAUGAUCAUCAAGCAAACAUCAGGAUAUCGAACAAGAUAUCUGCUGUUAUGUCAGCUCCUAAAAGGGACCGAGAAUCUGAUUAUGAGACACCUGAUCAAUUAUCCGUAUAUGGUGAAGAUGAAGAAUCAUCUGAAGUUAAUGGCAAUGUAAGGGACAACAACAAUAGUGAUGCUAAAAGACUGAAUGUGUCUGAUUCUAUUCAAAAACCGACAUCAGAAUCUAGGAUCAUUGUGCAAACAACAAGUGAGGUUGAUCUUUUGGAUGAUGGUUACCGGUGGCGCAAGUAUGGACAAAAAGUUGUAAAAGGAAAUCCCCAUCCAAGAAGCUAUUACAAGUGCACCUUCACAGGAUGCAAUGUUAGGAAACAUAUCGAGCGAGCUGCUAUAGACCCCAAAGCUGUCAUAACAACAUACGAGGGUAAACAUAACCAUGAUCUACCAGCUUCAAGGAACAGCAGCCAUAGCAUGGCUGGCACUGGUCAAAGAUGAACAUGAAACCAAAUAAGCCCAUUCCAAUUCACUCAAAGUUCCGUAUCGAAGCUGGAUCAGAAUAACAAAGACACCGUUGGUUGCUACUCUUCUGUUGUUCUCUUUUUAUUCAUAAUCACAGUUAAUUUACAUACUUAGUUGGGCACCUUUGGAGGUGUUUGACGAUAUCAGUUUUACUAAAUCUUCCUCUGCUUCACAGAUACCACACUGUUAAACUGGCUAUAGAAAUGUUUGUAUCUUAUAUUUUUGCACCAGAAAAUUGAUUAUAGUUACUUGAACAUAUACUUUCAGAGUUUAUGUAUAGCAAUUAAUGAAACACUGACCUGUUGAGAGUGAUUAUGUCUAUGUUCAAUUGGAUUCCUUUUCAUUGUCUAAA